Molecule: messenger RNA, 2514 nt
Organism: Paramuricea clavata
Lineage: Eukaryota; Metazoa; Cnidaria; Anthozoa; Malacalcyonacea; Plexauridae
Source: the annotation of a GenBank genome assembly
AUGCUAGAUAAGGAAAUCAAUGAUUACUUACAUGAAGUAUUAAAGAAUGGCGACCACUUGAAGGAGGAACUACCUGAAGGAUCAUUUCGCAAGUUGUUUUGGCAACAGCAAAUGAAAGCUUUGUCCUGCAAUGAUGCAAGGCAAAUGAGAUGGCACCCACUUAUGAUCAAGUGGUGUCUGAAUAUCAAGUUGCGAUCGACUGCUGCAUACAAGGUAAUGCGAAAUUCUGGGUUCCUAAAACUUCCAAGUGAAAGAACGCUAAGAGACUACACACACUGGACAAAGAUGUCCUCCGGGUUUCAACCCUCAACGUUUGAGCAACUGCUUGUUGAAGCGAGGUACAAAGAGCUCAAAGAUUGGCAGAAGUUUACUGUUCUACUUCAUGAUGAAAUAAAGAUUCAAAAUGAUCUUGUUUACUGCAAGCAUACUGGCGAGCUGAUUGGUUUUGCAAAUUUGGGUGAAAUUAACAACUCGUUAGUGGAGUUUGAGAAGCAGUGCCAAGAUGAGAUGAGCAGAACGCCUGAUAUUGCAUCCUACAUGCUUGUUUUCAUGGUUCGUGGAGUUACAACUACACUCGAGUACCCAGUGGCCCAUUUUCCUUGUGGAAAUUGUAUUACAGCAGAUUUCCUUUUCCCUCUUGUUUCGGAUGCCAUAAGGCACUUGGAAACCAUUGGAUUCAAAGUUGCUGUCAGCACAUGUGAUGGAGCUUCUUCAAACAGAAAGUUCAUUAAGAUGCACGGGUCAAAAAAAGGCAUAGCUAUCCACAAAACAAAGAACAUCUAUAGCCCUGACGAAAGAGAUCCGUACUUCUUUUCUGAUGUACCACAUCUGGUGAAGACAGUAAGAAACAAUUGGGAGAAUAGUGGAUGGAACAAAAAGUCACGACAGCUAUGGGUAUGAUAAUUAAUAAUUUUAUGAGAAGAUCAUAUAGGAACUGUUUUUAUUAAGUAAUUUGAUACUAAAAGACAUUCAGUCUAUAAAAAUAAUGUCAACAUAAAUCUGUUUUUAGAAUGAUGGAUGCAGCAUAUCUUGGAUCCAUAUAGUCAAUCUAUAUAAAGAUGACCUAAAGCGUGGUGGAUUGAUGUUGGUACCAAAGCUUAAAUGCGAGCAUAUUUAUCUUACAUCCUACUCAAGAAUGAAAGUGCGUUUAGCUGCUCAGGUACUGUUAAUGCAAUGUUUCAUACUGCCAUCAUGGUCCAUCGAGGAAAAAGAAUGCACUUUUGAAGACCAUGUAAAGUCUGUUCUGUGCAGCAUACGUUCUGCUCAGGCAUACAUUCCGACCCCAACCAUUAUUGGAAUGUUAUUAAUAUUUCGCAUAUUCCGAACUUUCUUGAAUUGAAUAUCUAGUCUGUAUUCAUUUACAACCAUAGCGAACCAGAAUUGAAGAGUGUUAAAAAUUCAGUAUAGCACUGAGUUCAAAAUGUAAACAAAGCGUUUGUUUACAUUAAUACGGACUUUACAUGGCUUUAAUGGGGAAAAUGUUUUAAAAUUGUUGUGUGGCUUUUUUAUAGGUCCUAAGCUCUUCUGUGGCGCAUGCACUUGAUGCCUUUUACAACGAAAGUGUAAAGGGCACAGUGCGUUUUAUUCUAAUGUUCGACAAGUUCUUUGAUUGUUUGAACACCAGAUCACUGACCGAGGCUACUAGACGCAGAAAACCAGAUGUGGCUCCAUACAGAAGUAUAAACGAUCCCCGAUUGAAAGUAUGUAGAAUUAGUUUCGAAUUCUGUAACAAUAUUUAUACAAUAUAAUAAAUAUAUAUUCAACUUAACUUUGUGGGGUACUUGGAGAAGUGGUCAAAUUCUGUUGACAGCAUCCCAGAUCUUGAUCCAAAACAAAAGGCUAAGAUGAAACUGAGCUAUUAGACCAUUGAAGGAUUACACAUGACUGGUAUAGAACAGUUUAUUGCACCAAAUUUCUUCAAAGAUGUUCUUUUCACAACGUUUAUAAAUAUUAAACGUGCUAUUGACAUUUCUAUAAAAACAUGUGCUAGCUUUUUGUGCAUCAAACAAAAUAUCCCCUGUAAUACCCCUAUAGUUUGGACAUUAUCCAUUAUGAUCUCUGAGUGUCCCACCUGGUGGGUUUCCUGAUCACAGCAUGGACAAUCCAGAAGAGUAGAAUACCGAGUAGAAGACUGUCUUCUGGAUCCUCUAUGCUAAUACUCAAUGCCUUCGGAUGUUUUAAUCAACAUUUUUUGUCAAAAUUGUAUAAUUUUUUCUAGUGAAUUCGUUUGUUGAGUUGACAACAAACCUCUUGGCCAGGGGAGACAUCCAGUUUAUACUGAGUGAGAGAUUCAAUCAAGAUCCUCUUGAGUCGCACUUUGGUAAACAUCGUCAAAUGAAAGGCGGAAAUGAUAAUCCGACUGUGGCCCAAUUUAACUACAACGACAGCAGUCUGCGUUUAUUGGGAUCACAGGCUCUUGCUUCAGUGAAUGGAAACACCAAACGCAGUUGUACGCACGAGGUUGUAGACAACACCCCAUUACCAAAAAGGCCAAGGAAACCCCCAAAAAGUUAA